GACGCUGCAGUCAGGCGCAGUCGGCCCGUGUCUCCGUAGCGACAACAGGUCUUUCGUCAUGGCUUUCUUCUCCCAUCUCUCCCGGCGGUCCCUCUCCCAGACAGCAGCCAUGGCCAACGCGAUGAAGAACGUCACGGUGAUCGGCAGCGGCCUUAUGGGUGCCGGAAUCGCCCAGGUAGCAGCGCAAACGGGCCACACCGUGACCAUGGUGGACAUCGACCCUGUGGCCGUGGAGAAGGCUCAGAAGAGAAUCGCUGACUCCAUCGGUCGAGUGGCCAAGAAGAAGUUUGGCGAGGGGGACGAAGCCAGCAAGUUUAUCAGUGAGUCAGUGGGUCGCCUUAGAACUUCAACUGAUGCUGUGGCUUCUGUGGAGUCGGCUGACCUCGUAGUGGAAGCCAUUGUGGAAAACUUGAAAGUGAAGAAGGAACUUUUUUCAAAGCUUGAUAAUGCUGCUCCUGAGCACACCAUCUUUGCAUCCAACACCUCAUCACUGGCCAUUGCAAAAAUUGCCGAAGCAACCAACCGCCGGGAUCGCUUUGGUGGGCUUCACUUCUUCAACCCAGUCCCUGUGAUGAAGCUCCUGGAGAUUGUGCGCAUUCCUGAGACCUCUGAUGCCACCUACAAUGCCAUGAAGGGCUGGGGCAAGGCCAUGGGCAAGGUGACUGUGGAGUGCAAGGACACGCCUGGCUUCAUUGUCAACCGCCUGCUGGUUCCCUACAUGUUUGAGGCUGUCAGACUUGUGGAGCGAGGAGAUGCAAGUCCUAGAGAUGUUGACACUGCCAUGAAGCUGGGAGCAGGUCACCCCAUGGGGCCCUUUGAGCUGAUGGAUUACGUUGGUUUGGAUGUUGGAAAGUUCAUCAUUGACGGCUGGCACAAGGAUUUCCCAGACGUGGAGUCCUUCAAACCUUCUCCGCUGCUGGAGAAGUUGGUGUCAGAAGGUAAACUUGGCGUCAAGACUGGUGAAGGCUUCUACAGCUACAAGAAAUAAUUGCUUUCACUGAGCAGCAAACAGCAUGUGUAGUCUUGUCGGUGGUGUCAUUUAGCCAUUAGUACUCCAUCAUUGAUUUCUCAUUAAGUUCAAGGAAAUAGAAAAAUCUCUACCCCAUCAUUUACAUUGACCUUUAAAAAGAAAAGUGCAUUUAUUUGUUGUUGUAGUGUGUGUACAUCUGUUAUUAGUAGUUCAACAAACUCCACCAUUGUAAAUUAACUAGAAAGGAGUUUGAAACCAUCAAUGCAAUUUAGGUAUAAAGAGUCAUUUACAUUGUUAAAAAAUUAAUAUAUUUUUAAGAAUGUACUAUCAAUAAAGAUGUAUUUUGC
Molecule: messenger RNA, 1317 nt
Organism: Eriocheir sinensis (Chinese mitten crab)
Lineage: Eukaryota; Metazoa; Arthropoda; Malacostraca; Decapoda; Varunidae
Product: hydroxyacyl-coenzyme A dehydrogenase, mitochondrial-like
Exons: 6
Coding region: 59-988 (309 amino acids)
Biological process (GO): fatty acid beta-oxidation
Cellular component (GO): mitochondrion
Molecular function (GO): NAD+ binding; (3S)-3-hydroxyacyl-CoA dehydrogenase (NAD+) activity
Source: RefSeq, a predicted model, not a curated record